This is a messenger RNA of Zophobas morio, 1941 nucleotides long. Its product is annotated as protein arginine N-methyltransferase 5-like. The transcript has 19 exons. The coding region runs from base 46 to 1896 and encodes 616 amino acids. Gene Ontology annotation, biological process: regulation of DNA-templated transcription; peptidyl-arginine N-methylation. NCBI's taxonomy places the organism in Eukaryota, Metazoa, Arthropoda, Insecta, Coleoptera, Tenebrionidae. The record is from RefSeq and is a predicted model, not a curated record. Gene Ontology annotation, cellular component: nucleus; cytosol.
ACGCAAUUCGUAUUACAAUUUUACGCUCUCUUUAUCAACUAUUCAAUGUCGGAUAAUUUAGUAUUCUUUUGCGGAUGGGAAUUCCAUAAUAUAGAAAAUUUGGAGGAUCACUUGGAUAUGUGCUUCGAGUUGGGACUGCAAUACUGUCUUGUACCUAUAUGUAAAAAAACUAGAAAAAAACUUGUGGACAAGCUGGUUUUGUCUAAAAAUAAAGUUGGGUUACCUCCUCUUAGUUUUAACGAUGUCAACUUAAUUCGCCAAAAACAUAAUGCUGCAACAGGAGCCGUUUUAUCAGAUUGGUUUAAUCUUGAUAGUAAUAAUGAACAAAUCGCUUAUGUUCACGAACAAGCAGUCCACCAGGAGUUAAUGCUUUCUCAACACAUCGGUGUUCCUGUUGUGGUUCUUCCUUCUUUUAUUGACGAGCAAUUUGUUAAUUAUGCGCGGGUUAUAAAAUCUUUUCUACACGGUUACACCUCAGCUCAGUACUGGCUGCGAGUGAAACUUUUGUCCUCGUACGAUUGUGCAGUUGCUUGGAGACGGUGGGACUUCUUCCGGACUCUUGUGAGGUCGAAUAGUAAACUCUUUGUUGCUCUUGAACUGUCUUCCGAGUCUCCGGAGGACAUCUUUAUGGGCCCGUGGUGCAGUGAAGUCGUUAAGAGUAUAUUUUUGCCGUGCGAUCUCUUCCUGAAAAACGCUAAAGGGUUUCCUGUAUUGAAGAAAAAGCACCAAUCAUUUGUAGAAAGCUUCUUUCGGUUUCCUGCCAUCCGGUACACCUUGACGGGGACGCCUUGGCAUCCCUGUGGCAUAAGGCCUUAUUUAGAAUAUAUGCAGUUCUUAUUCCAGAAGAGACCUCCGUCGUCUCUGAUCGAUAACUUUUCUGUGGGGUACGAAGACUAUCUGCAAGCCCCUCUUCAGCCACUCAUGGACAACCUCGAGUCUUCGACUUACGAGGUUUUCGAAAUGGACCCCGUCAAGUAUAAUCUAUACGAGGAAGCAAUCUAUAAGGCCCUUUUGGAUAAAAAGUCCGAGGACCCCCUCGUGGUAUGUGUGGUGGGCGCUGGGAGAGGGCCACUCGUCUCUCGCUGUCUGGUGGCUGCAGCUAGGGCUGAGCAGCAGGUCGAAGUUUGUGCUCUUGAGAAAAACCCAAACGCUGUUAUAUCCUUACAAAAGAAAAACGUGGAGGAGUGGGACGGUUGCGUUCACGUGGUGUGUGCAGAUAUGCGCUUCUCUGGACCGCCAAAGCAGGUGGAUCUACUCGUUAGUGAACUGCUGGGGUCGUUCGGCGACAACGAACUUUCGCCAGAAUGUUUGGACGGCGCGCAGCUAUUUCUCAGAGAGGGCGGAGUAAUCAUACCCACCAGCUACACUUCCUUUAUAGCCCCUCUAAUGGCCCCUAAGCUUCACGCUGGUUUGGAUACUCAGCCCCCCUCGUCCCUUUGCUUGCGGAAACUCACAAACUUCGAGACACCGUAUGUGGUUCGCAUGAAGUGCGCUCACGUGAUGUCCUCGCCGCAGCCGCUGUUUACUUUCACUCAUCCGAACUACGAGACUCCUAUCGACAAUACUCGCUUUGGAGGCAAAACGUAUAUCAUGAAUACUUGCGGGCGUUUGCACGGGAUUGUUGGGUUCUUUGAAGCAGUGCUCUACAAGGACAUCGUACUCAGUAUCCUCCCAGAGACGCACUCGGUAGACAUGGUAAGUUGGUUCCCUAUCUACUUUCCUAUCGAAAAACCAAUCAGCGUUCGUCAAAAUGACGAAGUGACCAUCUACUUUUGGCGAAAGGCGGAUAAGCGCAAGGUCUGGUAUGAAUGGUGCGUUAAGGGUCCUGAAGCCUCGACGAUCCACAAUAUAAAUGCAAGAUCCUAUUUCAUUGGACAUGGACUAAUAAGAAACUAGCAGAAUCUUUUAUUUAGUCAUGAGGGGGCUUACAGGGUCCAACAA